Paramisgurnus dabryanus is the source of this 2155-nucleotide messenger RNA. It is a transcript of the gene snf8, whose product is annotated as SNF8 subunit of ESCRT-II. Lineage: Eukaryota; Metazoa; Chordata; Actinopteri; Cypriniformes; Cobitidae. Gene Ontology annotation, biological process: protein transport to vacuole involved in ubiquitin-dependent protein catabolic process via the multivesicular body sorting pathway. The record is from RefSeq and is a predicted model, not a curated record. Gene Ontology annotation, cellular component: ESCRT II complex.
GAAGAAGAAGAAGAAGAUAUUCAACACAUUCACCAAAACAGCAACAAGCGCUCACUGUGAUUUGCCGAAGAAAUACAGAGGAAGUCUUGCCUUCUGUCAAAUGUUUUGUUUCGGGACUGUUAAACCGCCGACCUUUUAAAAUAGAAUAAUCUAAUACAUUUAUUUUACAGCAGAGCUAUUACGGAGUCAUUUGGUCUGGAUGUUUGACUAUGUAGUUAAUGAGCUGUUCACGUGACUAGGAAGUCAGUUUCUGUAGUUGUCAGAACGGUAAACAAUAACCAUAAAUAGGAAAAAAGUACUUUAAGGCAAUUUUGAAACAGAUAUUUAUCCAUCAUGCACAGAAGAGGAGUCGGAGCUGGUGCGAUCGCCAAAAAGAAACUCGCAGAGGCUAAGUACAAAGAGAGAGGUAACGUCCUGGCAGAAGAUCAAAUUGCACAAAUGUCCAAACAGCUGGAAACCUUUAAGACCCAUUUAGAGGAGUUUGCUAGCAAACAUAAACAAGAUAUCCGCAAAAGCUCUCAGUUCAGGGUGCAGUUUCAAGAGAUGUGUGCCACCAUUGGGGUCGAUCCACUUGCAUCUGGGAAAGGAUUUUGGUCUGAGAUGCUUGGAGUUGGAGAUUUCUACUAUGAGCUCGGUGUGCAGAUCAUUGAAGUCUGUUUAGCUUUGAAACACAGAAAUGGUGGGCUCAUCACACUGGAUGAACUUCAUCAGCGUGUCUUAAAAGGAAGAGGGAAGUUUGCACAAGAUGUGAGCCAAGAUGACUUAGUGCGGGCCAUCAAGAAACUCAAGGCUAUGGGAAACGGUUUUGGGAUGAUUCCUGUUGGAGGCUCUUACUUGGUUCAGUCAGUACCAGCAGAGCUCAAUAUGGAUCACACUGUUGUCCUUCAGCUAGCAGAGAAAAAGGGAUACGUGACGGUGAGCGAGAUCAGAGAAAGCCUCAAAUGGGAGAGAGAGAGAACCUGUCAUGUGCUUGAUCACCUGUUGAAAGAAGGCUUAGCAUGGCUGGACUCCCAAGCAGCAGGCGAGCCACAAUACUGGCUGCCGGCUCUGUUCUCAGAGCUUGUAUCACGAGACGUUACGCCUGAAGAAGCUAACCAGAUGACACCUUGAGUAUAAGAUGUUUUUUAAACACAUGCUAACGGUUGUGGGGAAUUGCAGAACCAGGGUUAAAGACCAUCAGACGCAUUGCUGAAUCUACAUUGUAAAUAUAAAUUUACAAAAGUUGUCACUGGGGCAGUACCCUUUCUUCAAGCAAGCCGAUACACAUUUAUCCAUCAUCUUUCAGACAAACACAUUUCGAGAUUUUGUAGCAAAUAUCUUUGCUCUUCGAAACUUUAUAAUGGUAGAAAACAGGGAUCAGGGAACAACUUCUGACUUUAAACCCCCAAAAAGUGCAUUCAUCCUUCACAAAGGUAAUCUACAGGUUAAUAAAGGUCUUCUGUGUGUAAUUACUUUGAUUUUGUAAGAAAAAUGUCCAUAUUUCAAACUUUUAUAAACUAUAACAACUAGCUUCCGGUAAUGAUGCCAUCUUGGACUCACGCAAUUCAUGCAAGAGUUUAAGCCUAGUGAACGUUCAUUGCCAUCAGGUAAGAUGCUAUCUUUAUCGUAAGCUAGUUAUUAUAGUUUAUGAAGUUUAAAAUAUUUAUUAAAAAGUUGAAAUAUUGAAAAUUUAUAUUUUUCUUACAACAUCGCAUCAGUUACCAGCAGAAGAUCUUUAUUAACCCCUCGGAGCCAUGUGGAUUACUUCUGUGAAGGAUGGAUGCACUUUUUGGGCUUAAAAGUCGGAAGUUGUUCUCUGAUCCCUGUUUUUCACUCAACUCCAAAUGUGUUUGUCUGAAAGAUGAUGAACAUAUGUAUCUCAGAUUGCAUGAGAACUAGUAGAUCAUGGGAUAAUUUUGAUAUUUGCCUGGAGUAUUGCUUUAACAGUGCAUAUUAUAUUAUUAGUACAUAUUAGGACUUUUUAAAGGGUAUUGUCCCAUUGACAGCUUUUGUAACUUAUUUCUGACAGUGUACAUGGUGAGCGCAAAGCUUGCUUCAGUAUGGAGAAUAAAACCACCUACUUUGUCAACAUAAUCCCAAAGUAUUUUGUAUAUUUGUUAUUUAAAAUUCUAUUUACCUAUGGAAUAAAUAAAAACAAGGAGAUUUCCAGUGGUUA